Molecule: messenger RNA, 630 nt
Organism: Symbiodinium necroappetens
Lineage: Eukaryota; Dinophyceae; Suessiales; Symbiodiniaceae
Source: the annotation of a GenBank genome assembly
GUGUGCAGCCGUUUGCAGAAGUUGGAGCCCGCUUUCGAACUGUUUCGGCUUGAGGCGCAGUUCAAGGAGCCUUCGCGACUCUUCCGGCCAUUCUUGUGUGGCCACUUCGGCUCAAAAAGAAGCGAAGGGUCUCGAUCCGGGACCAUAGAAGACCGAUUGAGAGAGAGGGAGGGAGAGAGCGAGAGAGAGAGAGCGCCCGGAAGAGCCAUGGCACUUCUUCUCAAGCUUUCGAUGCUUGCGGUGACAGCUGCCGCACUGCCGGCCUUUCCACCUUCGUGGGGAUCCCCGCCGGAAAUCAUGACGAUGGACUAUGGCCCGUUGGCUGGGGGCUAUGGUCACGGAUCCAGCUCAUUGUCGACAUGGAUCUACCAGAACAUGCAAGAGGACCUCUCUGCCGGCCGACCACAGUACCCCCCAGACUUCGGCCCACCACCGAAGGCGCAGACUCGGGACCUGCGGCCCCUGCCUUUCGGCUACGGUUUCGGCUCUGGGACCAUGGCGAAAUGGCUGACCAAGAAAGCCAAGGAGGUCUACAAUGAGACGCCGGAGGAUUUCGAGGGCAUCGCAUCCGCUUUGGAGACAGCACCAGGUGGUCGUCGAGAUCUGAGACCGACGGAAGUGAUGAUGUGA